Messenger RNA from Rattus rattus (black rat), 3505 nucleotides. It is a transcript of the gene Ddx5, whose product is annotated as DEAD-box helicase 5. Gene Ontology annotation, biological process: alternative mRNA splicing, via spliceosome. Lineage: Eukaryota; Metazoa; Chordata; Mammalia; Rodentia; Muridae. Gene Ontology annotation, cellular component: nucleus; ribonucleoprotein complex; cytoplasm. The record is from RefSeq and is a predicted model, not a curated record. The transcript has 13 exons. The coding region runs from base 186 to 2033 and encodes 615 amino acids. Gene Ontology annotation, molecular function: RNA helicase activity; ATP binding; RNA binding.
GCAGCCGGCACCUCAUUCAUUUCCAUCGGUCCUUGGGUUUACAGCUCCGGCCCUCGUCACCGCCGUCCCUCCGCUGGUGACGCCCCCGCAAAGGCUUCGCCGUCGCCGAGGCCUCCUCUCAGCGACUCGUCGCAACUGGAUUCUCUUUCACUGGGUUCCUCCAGCACACCGCAACCAUUGACGCCAUGUCGAGUUAUUCUAGUGACCGAGACCGCGGCCGGGAUCGAGGGUUUGGUGCACCUCGAUUUGGAGGGAGUAGAACAGGACCCCUAUCUGGAAAGAAGUUUGGAAAUCCUGGGGAGAAACUAGUUAAAAAGAAGUGGAAUCUUGAUGAGCUGCCCAAAUUUGAGAAGAAUUUUUAUCAGGAACACCCUGAUUUGGCAAGGCGCACCGCACAAGAGGUAGAUACGUACAGAAGAAGCAAGGAAAUUACAGUCAGAGGUCACAACUGUCCAAAACCUGUUCUGAAUUUUUAUGAAGCAAACUUUCCUGCGAAUGUCAUGGAUGUGAUUGCAAGGCAGAACUUCACUGAACCCACUGCUAUCCAAGCUCAGGGCUGGCCAGUUGCUCUCAGUGGAUUGGAUAUGGUUGGAGUAGCUCAGACUGGAUCUGGGAAAACAUUAUCUUAUUUGCUGCCUGCCAUUGUACACAUAAACCACCAGCCAUUCUUAGAGAGAGGUGAUGGGCCUAUUUGCUUGGUGCUGGCACCAACUCGAGAACUGGCACAGCAGGUGCAGCAGGUCGCUGCUGAAUAUUGUAGAGCUUGUCGCUUGAAGUCUACUUGCAUCUAUGGUGGUGCUCCCAAAGGACCGCAGAUUCGUGAUUUGGAGAGAGGUGUGGAAAUCUGUAUUGCAACACCUGGAAGACUGAUUGACUUUUUAGAGUGUGGGAAAACCAAUCUGAGAAGAACAACUUACCUUGUCCUUGAUGAAGCUGAUAGGAUGCUUGAUAUGGGCUUUGAACCCCAAAUAAGGAAAAUUGUGGAUCAAAUAAGACCUGAUAGGCAAACACUAAUGUGGAGUGCAACUUGGCCAAAAGAAGUAAGACAGCUUGCUGAAGAUUUCCUGAAAGACUAUAUUCAUAUCAAUAUUGGUGCACUGGAACUGAGUGCAAACCAUAACAUUCUUCAGAUUGUGGAUGUGUGUCAUGAUGUCGAAAAGGAUGAAAAACUUAUUCGUCUGAUGGAAGAGAUCAUGAGUGAGAAGGAGAAUAAAACCAUUGUUUUUGUUGAAACCAAAAGAAGAUGUGAUGAACUUACCAGAAAAAUGAGGAGAGAUGGGUGGCCUGCCAUGGGCAUCCAUGGUGACAAGAGUCAACAGGAACGUGACUGGGUUCUAAAUGAAUUCAAACAUGGAAAAGCUCCUAUUCUGAUUGCUACCGAUGUGGCCUCCAGAGGGCUAGAUGUGGAAGAUGUGAAAUUUGUCAUCAAUUAUGACUACCCUAACUCCUCAGAGGAUUAUAUUCAUCGAAUUGGAAGAACUGCUCGCAGUACCAAAACAGGCACAGCAUACACUUUCUUUACUCCCAAUAACAUAAAGCAAGUGAGCGACCUCAUCUCUGUGCUUCGGGAAGCCAAUCAAGCAAUUAAUCCCAAGUUGCUUCAGUUGGUCGAAGACAGAGGUUCAGGUCGUUCCAGGGGUAGAGGAGGCAUGAAGGAUGAUCGUCGUGACAGAUACUCUGCAGGAAAAAGGGGUGGAUUUAAUACCUUUAGAGAUAGGGAAAACUAUGACAGAGGCUACUCUAGUCUGCUUAAGAGAGAUUUUGGGGCUAAAACUCAGAAUGGUGUUUACAGUGCUGCAAAUUACACCAAUGGGAGCUUUGGAAGUAAUUUUGUAUCUGCUGGCAUACAGACCAGUUUUAGGACUGGUAACCCAACAGGGACUUACCAGAACGGUUAUGAUAGCACUCAGCAAUAUGGAAGUAAUGUUGCAAAUAUGCACAAUGGGAUGAACCAACAGGCAUAUGCAUAUCCUGCUACCGCAGCUGCUGCGCCUAUGAUUGGCUAUCCGAUGCCAACAGGGUAUUCUCAAUAAGACUUUAGAAGUAUAUGUAAAUGUCUGUUUUUCAUAAUUGCUCUUUAUAUUGUGUGUUAUCAGACAAGAUAGUUAUUUAAGAAACAUGGGAAAUGCAGAAAUGACUGCAGUGCAGCAGUAAUUAUGGUGCACUUUUUUCGCUAUUUAAGUUGGAUAUUUCUCUACAUUCCUGAAACAAUUUUUAGGUUUUUUUUGUACUAGAAAAUGCAGGCAGUGUUUUCACAAAAGUAACUGUACAGUGAUUUCAAAUACAAUAAAUGAAGGCAAUGCAUGGCCUUCCAAUAAAAGAUAUUUGAAGACUGAAUUAAGUGGAAAUUGUACUUUAUUUUACAUAUAUAAUGUCAUGUAAAACUUGGCUUAGAUAGUAUGUUUUUGGGGGGAUUUUUGUUUUGGUGUUUAUUUUUACACAACUAAAGUUGACUACUUCCCAUUCCUUGGUUUAGGAGAGGAACUCAGAAGGCCCUUUGUAUGGGAAGAAUUUAGAAACAAUGGAUUUUAUAAUUCUAGAUUAAUUGCAUAAGAAGCUUUGUCAGUAGUUUUCAGUAUCAGGGAAGUAAGUCAUUUAAUAGCCUAUUUUCCUUAAGAGUGAGCUACAGGACAGGAACUGUAUAUAAGUAACAUGGUGACUCUUGAAGAAGUUUUAAGUGGACCUUUUGCUUUAUCAAAGUUUUAUUCCAUCUCUUGGCUUUAUUGUCAACUGCCAAAAUGCACAAAGCUGAAAGACUGUUAGCCCAAGAGCUGUGCACUGUGUCCUUAGUGCAGGUUACCUUGUAUUUCUAGUCCUAGCAGACUUGCCAGAGUGCUUAUAGCCAUAUCUGGAAGUCAGGAAUGUCUUGAAACUGUAGGGUAGUCACAAGGAAGGAAACCUCCAAAUUAACCAUUAGUCAGGCAACAUAACCAAAAGCACAGUAAGAAGUUUUUCAGGUUAGGUUCAACAUGGGCUUACAGCUAGAAGGAUGGGAAAGCUUUAGAUUUACGUAAGUUCACCAACUAACAGCUUUAUUUCAGAAUAGCUAGAAGGAGGUCAAAUGUCUUCCCAGAAAACUGUGGUUUUGCCCAGGACAAAAGUCUUAAAGGAAGUUCGUUUAAUUUUUUUUUUAAAUGGGCUUUAUUGUUAAUGCCUUAUUUAUAAAAUGUUAAAACAAAUUAGAAUGUGCUGGGGGUGGGAGCUGGGCGUGUUUUCCAGGGCUGAUAACAUUGAAAACUGGUUCAUCUUCUAGUACUCGAGUGGUUUUCAAUGGCAUGGCUAGUCAAAUUCAUGAUUUUUAAGUAUAGGUGUAGAUUGGAGCAUUUAUUACAUAUUUUACUGUUCAAUGUCUUAAUGUGGACCUUUUAUUUUGUAAAUAAUUAUGGAAAUGAUUGUGGGGCUUGGAAAAAAAUACCUUUGAAGUUUUAAAAGACAGUCCACUUUUUAGCAUGUGUUGUGUCCAGCCUGUGGUCGUCUUAACUAAUAAAUGUGAUUUUUCUCCCCA